Messenger RNA from Carica papaya (papaya), 2251 nucleotides. Its product is annotated as TatD related DNase. The record is from RefSeq and is a predicted model, not a curated record. NCBI's taxonomy places the organism in Eukaryota, Viridiplantae, Streptophyta, Magnoliopsida, Brassicales, Caricaceae. Gene Ontology annotation, molecular function: hydrolase activity, acting on ester bonds; protein binding.
AAUUCCCAAAGUCACAAUUUUCAAUACAAGAAGAAACAGAGUGGCAUUCAAAGCGGUAGGCCGAUUGGUCGCCAUGAAACUUUUCGAUGUGCACUGUCAUCUUCAGGACCCGCAAAUAAUCGACAAAGCUCCGAAGCUGAUCUCCACCGCCGUUGAUUCCGGCGUGGUUCAUUUUGCCGUCAAUGGUCUCUCAGAGAAAGACUGGCAUUUGGUUAAAGAAAUGGGCGAGCGCUAUCCUUCUGUUGUCCCUUGCUUUGGGCUUCAUCCUUGGUAUGUAGCUGAGAGGAGUUCUCAGUGGUUCGACACGCUGAAGGAGUUUUUUGAGAAUACUCCCUCUGCUGCAGUUGGAGAGAUUGGUUUAGACAAAGGUUCACAAGGAAAGAAGAUUAACUUUGUGGAUCAGGUUGAAGUAUUUCAGCAGCAGCUUGAACUUGCGAAAACUUUGAAAAGGCCAGCAUCAGUUCAUUGUGUUCGUGCAUAUGGUGAUCUUCUUGAAAUAAUGAAAUCUAAGGGGCCUUUUCUUCAUGGCAUUCUUCUUCAUUCUUACUUAGGUUCUGCAGAGAUGGUUCCUGAAUUUGCAAAACUUGGUGCUUAUUUUUCGUUCUCUGGAUUUCUUAUGUCCUUGAAAGGGCAGAAGGCAAAGAAGAUUCUGAAAGCGGUGCCUUCUGAAAGGAUUUUAUUAGAGACAGAUGCACCUGAUGCGUUGCCAAAGUUAGAGAUAAGUUCUUUAUAUUUUGUUGAUGGAGAUCCUUCCCUAGCUAAAGAGAUUUAUGCCCAAGGAGAAAAUGCAACUUGUGGUCUUGGUACUGUUUCUGAUGGUUCAAGGAAUGCACUUACCCUGUCAAAAGAGACACUUAAUCAUCCUGCUAACAUUCACAAUGUGCUCACAUAUGUUGCAUCUUUGUUAGACAUGUCAAAAGAAGAAUUAGCAGAAUUAAGUUACAGAAAUGCUGUUCGUUUAUUCUCUUUUGAAGGUUCAGAAUUGGUGUCUCAUAGUCCAAAUCGCAGAUGGAUGUAUGAAAAGGAACAAGUGACCAAACAUGCAACUGUCUUGAAAAAUAUUGCCAAAACUGUUGCAUCUUUUAGCAUUACCAAACCUAGUAGCAGCAGCCAAGUUUUUGUCAAUGAAGAUAUUAUAUCCAACAUUCUUGUUCGGCUCCCUGCAGAAAUUUUAUUGACAAAUAUGAGAUGUGUUUGCCAACGGUGGUAUAAUGUCAUUCAAAACCCCGUUUUCAUUGUUGAACAUCUCCGUCUAUUGAGAACUGGCCUAUUGAUUCAAAGCAUAAAUCAUCCAUUUUCUUCCCAUUUUGUGGAGAUUAGAGAAAGCAGUAUUAAGUCAUGUAUUGAUUUUGACUUCCCUGGAAAAAUUAUGGCUGGUCAUGAUGGCUUAUUAGUGUUCAAAGACGCUAAAGAUAAUAAGAGUCUUCAUGUGGCAAAUCCUGUAACAAAGCAACAGGAGAAACUCCCUUUGCUCACCUUCCCAUAUGAUGUAACUAGCCUUAAAUGUGGUUUAGCACGAGUAGCUUCAACUGGGGAGUAUAAAGCAGUUAUUACUUACAAAGUUGGAAAGUUUAAGCAAAGAUUUCAGCAGAUGGUAACACUGGGCUCUGAUAAGUCAUGGAGAUGGAUAGAUACUAGUCAUGUAGACAGUACUGCCCAGAGAACCUUCGACUUUGCUCCAUUCUGUAUAGGAGGGUUCAUUUAUUGGUGUUUCUGUAAAAAUCCUUAUGUUGUAGUUCUGGAUGUUGCUACCGAGAAAGUUCACCAGGUUCCCGUCCCUGAAUGUUGUGUGUCCAUAACGUCGACCUAUCUAUCAAUGGGGAACUCUCUAUCCAUGAUAUUGCGUGAUGCUGUUGAAAUGCAAUUGGAAGUCUGGAUUCUAACAGACAUGAAGGAAGGGGAGUGGGUUGACCUGUACAGAAUCAAUCUGGAACCUGAAAGACACAUGAUUUCCGACAUGUUUGGUAUGGAAAAUAUUGUUCUUAGUCCUUUUGCUUGGAUGAACAAUGGUGAAUUGUUGAUACUUAGGGUUGAGUCAAAUUUCUGGCCCUUUAUUUCCUGCAAUGUUAAGACAGGAGAGAUUAGAUUUGUCGAGUUAUAUUGCGAUGUAGCACAACAGACCAGGCGAGUUCAUGUCAACAGCCUAGUUUCCUGGAGGGUUCAGUAACCUUGUAGAAUUGUACUUGGGUCCUUUCAAUACCUUUUAUAGAGUUACCUUCUGCAUCAACACAGCAGUUGUUGGGAGAGUUUA